Molecule: messenger RNA, 3315 nt
Organism: Scophthalmus maximus (turbot)
Lineage: Eukaryota; Metazoa; Chordata; Actinopteri; Pleuronectiformes; Scophthalmidae
Product: transcription factor Sox-8
Exons: 3
Coding region: 282-1676 (464 amino acids)
Biological process (GO): morphogenesis of an epithelium; negative regulation of transcription by RNA polymerase II; neural crest cell development
Cellular component (GO): nucleus
Molecular function (GO): RNA polymerase II cis-regulatory region sequence-specific DNA binding; DNA-binding transcription factor activity, RNA polymerase II-specific
Source: RefSeq, a predicted model, not a curated record
AGCUCCCCAGCUCAUAGUGUGGACCACAACUUUCACGACCGCACCUCUCAUGACAGCCUAUGAAAACACCAACAACGAAGACCAACAAACGGGAAGGUAGAAGGAAAACAGUGGACUCCAACUGACUGAAACUGUUUACGGGAUUUACGGCAGCGCACCGUGCGUAAAAAGCGCACUGGACACUGUUGCGCGCGUGAAUUCGGUGGUUUCGUCUGAUUUACUGCUUUUUAUUGACACUAACAUUGUUUUCGGAUUUUUAUCGAAGAUCACACAAAACGAAAAUGUUAAAAAUGACAGAGGAGCAUGAAAAGUGUGGCAGCGACCAGCCCUGCAGUCCAUCGGGCACAAACAGCUCCAUGUCUCAGGACGAGUCCGACUCCGACGCGCCGUCCUCACCGACGGGAUCCGACGGCCAAGGGUCGCUGCUUUCCAGCCUGGGCAAGAAACUGGACUCCGAGGACGACGACCGGUUCCCAGCUUGCAUACGGGACGCCGUCUCGCAGGUGCUCAAAGGAUACGACUGGUCCCUGGUACCAAUGCCCGUGAGGGGGAACGGAUCCCUGAAGAACAAGCCCCACGUCAAGAGACCCAUGAACGCGUUCAUGGUCUGGGCGCAGGCGGCCCGCAGGAAGCUGGCGGAUCAGUACCCUCACCUGCACAACGCCGAACUGAGCAAGACGCUGGGGAAAUUGUGGCGCUUGCUGUCAGAGAGCGAAAAGAGGCCGUUUGUAGAUGAAGCAGAAAGGCUCCGGGUUCAGCACAAGAAAGAUCAUCCAGACUACAAGUACCAGCCUCGCCGACGGAAGAAUGUGAAACCUGGCCAGAGCGACUCGGACUCGGGAGCAGAACUGGCACAUCACAUGUACAAAGCCGAACCAGGGAUUGGAGGAUUGGCAGGGAUGACUGACGGGCACCACCACCCUGAACAUGCAGGGCAGCCCCACGGUCCCCCCACACCGCCCACUACUCCCAAAACAGAUCUGCACCACGGGGCGAAGCAGGAUCUGAAACACGAAGGCCGUCGCCUCGUUGACAGCGGCAGGCAAAACAUUGACUUCAGCAACGUAGAUAUUUCGGAGCUCAGCACCGAUGUCAUCAGCAAUAUGGAGACCUUUGACGUACACGAGUUUGACCAGUACCUCCCGCUCAACGGGCACACCUCAGGCUCCUCCACCAUGUCCUCAGACCAUGGCCACGGGCAGGCUCCGGCACCCAGCAGCUCUUACACUUCCCCGUACAGCCACACAGGCGUCAAUGGGUCAGCAUGGAGUCGCAAGAGCGCAAUGUCCUCCUCUUCCACUGCCGGCGAAGUGGGCCAGCACCGACUCCAUAUUAAAACAGAGCAACUGAGCCCCAGUCACUACAGCGAGCACUCCCACGGGUCACCCUCGCACUCUGAUUACGGCUCCUACAGUAGCCAGGCCUGUGUCACAUCGGCCACGUCGGCCGCAGCUUCUUUCUCCAGCACCCAGUGUGACUAUACUGACCUCCAGAGCUCCAACUAUUACAACCCUUACUCUGGCUACCCUUCAAGCCUCUACCAGUACCCGUACUUCCACUCAUCCAGACGGCCCUACGGCAGCCCGAUCCUCAACAGUCUGUCCAUGGCUCCUGCCCACAGCCCCACCACCUCCAACUGGGACCAGCCCGUCUACACCACGCUGUCUCGACCUUAAGGGGACAAGAAACCAGUCAGUUCGCACCAGAGACUCAUUCAGAUUGAUGCACUACUAAUGAAGGACGGGGGGGGGGGGGGGGGGGGGGGGGGGGUGUUAGUAGGUUACCUGUGACCAUUUGAACGUGAAACAAAUGAAGAAAAAAAAAGUGCCUGCUGAUUUUAUACAAAGUUAUAUUGUUGCGAUGAAAACACACUUAAGACUUUUUACAAAGACAAAUUGUGUUGUUGGUGAGCCAAACUCCUCCAUGAGGACAUGUCGCCUACGCCCACAUCCUGUACGCCCCUCGUCGUUCCAGUUUAAGAUUGCACGUGUGCGCACACUUGAGGUAAAGCAAAGGCCUGCCACCGAGUUGUGUAGGAGAGAAACGUUUUUUGGCCCAGUUCUGUUGCGAAAGCAGAUGGAGAAGCCGAUACAUUGGAGAAUAUAUACACGGGACCAAUUAUGUAAAUUUGCAGUCAAAUUUACAUUAAUGGCCAGAGCUAUAUCGCAGCACAUUUUGCCAUUUGCAUUAGUGGAUUUGUCUUAACUAAAUGGCUCAUGUGAAUCUUACAGUGUCAUUUUGGCAUAAAAGUCUUAUAUGUAUUUAUGUUCAUGCAUUAUUGGUUUAUUUUUUUUGUUCUUAAGUAGUUAAACACAUGUAACGUGGGUUUGGUUAUUUACAGUACUGUUUGGCUUUUACUGAAAACAAAGUCAAUGAAGUGAAGGACAGUACAAGCUCAGUGCAUUUGGUAUCAUUCCGUUAAAGACCAAUUUCCUGUCCAGUUUCCACCCUUUCCUGUCUCCAUUCCCAAUUGCAAGAAAACAGCAGGACCAACAGACUUGCACAGGACAGAACAGGUGUCUGACAGCUAUGCUUGGCAAAUUGCGAUUAGUCAUGAACUAGGGUUAAAGGAAAUGGGGGUAAAAUAACACCACAUACUCUGAGUGACAUGUCAGCUGGACCCUGUGCAUAUGCGGAUGGUCAACACACGCAUAUGUGUACAUACACGCAUCCAUGUGUGUGCGUGUCAGGGAGAUAGAGUGCAUCUCUAGGUGAGAGCCAUUUCCUCGGGGAGGAGAUACAUAUCCCAUGAUAUAACAUAGAGUGAUACAACAACUUUUCACUGAAUAUUAUCUUUGACCUUUAUCCAUAUCUAAAGCAGAUUAGGGGUUUAAAGAGGAAAUUGUGUGCGUGUGUGUGAGUAUUUGCCCAUAUUUAUCUCAACCAUCAAGUGCCAACUCACUGCUGCAGUCUGGCGCGAAACGUUUUUGUGCCUUCUAAUGCUUAUUGUCAGUAUUUCAGUGUGAAAUUGAAUUAUUAACUAACUUCCGGCAGUACACAAUCAGCAAUCCACACCAGAGUCCCACAGUUAACCCGCUCCUGAUUAUAUCCUUAAUUUGAUUAUAUCCUUAAUUUGACAUCAUUCCUCACAGUCUCCGUUUGUAAUGUUCUGUGAGAUGCUGUAUGAGAAUCAUACAGGGCAUCGUGCUCCGAGGUUUGUCCACAGAACUGUGUCUUGUAUAUUAUUCUGGUGUAUAAUUUUAAGAAGAGGCUGUGAAAAUUAUUGUUGUUCUAUUAACUAGAGUUUCAUUCACAUGCACAGCUAACCCAUUCGCUGGCCCUUUUUUUUUUUUAAAUAAAAGAUACUUUUCUUGA